This is a messenger RNA of Tarenaya hassleriana, 1908 nucleotides long. RefSeq lists its product as uncharacterized. The record is from RefSeq and is a predicted model, not a curated record. Lineage: Eukaryota; Viridiplantae; Streptophyta; Magnoliopsida; Brassicales; Cleomaceae.
GAUUUUCUGGUCAUUUUGAAUUUUCUGUCGAUGGAGGUGAGGAUAAUGUCAUCUAGUAUGCGAAGGCUCGCUGAGCAGCAAGAGCGGGUUCAGAAGAUGCAGAUUUAUCCUACAUCCAAUGCAGGCAUUUCCCCAUUCUGGCGAGAGAAGUAUGAAAGGGAAGCUAAAAAGUAUUGGGAUAUAUUUUAUAAGCGGCAUGGAAAUAGAUUUUUCAAAGAUCGCCACUACUUGGACAAGGAAUGGGACAGCUAUUUCUCGGUUGGUGGAAAUAAGGUCAUGCUAGAGGUUGGCUGUGGGGCUGGAAACACCAUCUUUCCAUUGAUUUCCACAUAUCCGGAAAUUUUUGUUUAUGCAUGUGAUUUUUCCCCACGGGCUGUUGAACUUGUGAAGGCUCAUAAGGAAUUCACAGAGACCCGUGUUUGUGCAUUCAUAUGUGACUUGACUACAGAUGACCUUGACAAGCAUAUUUCUCCGUCAUCAGUUGAUAUUGUGACCAUGAUGUUUGUUUUAUCUGCAGUUAGUCCAGAGAAGAUGCCCUUAGUAUUGCAGAAUAUUCGGAAAGUGCUAAAGCCAAAUGGGUGUGUGCUCUUCCGUGACUAUGCGACUGGUGAUCUUGCUCAGGAACGAUUUACUGGGAAGGAUCAGAAGAUCAGUGAAAACUUUUAUGUCCGAGGUGAUGGCACUCGAGCGUUCUACUUUUCAAAUGAAUUCUUGACAACUUUAGUUCAAGAACAAGGGUUCGAAGUUGAGGAGCUUGGUGUCUGUUGCAAACAAGUUGAGAACCGAUCGCGGGAACUGGUUAUGAAUCGACGCUGGGUCCAAGCUGUAUUCCGCUGCUCAGAUAUAGCUGCUUCUGCCAAAUUACAACGAUCUGAAGCGAAAAUGGAGCCUGUAACCAGUGAGAAAUUGAUGGAAGAGCUUGAUAACAACGGUGACGUUGACAUAUCGGAAGGUGUAGCGAUUGAAAUGUUUGGAGUUUCACCAUCGAACCAUGAGAUGAUCGAGGUUAAGUUCAUGGAUUCUGAUUUCAAGAUUAAGCUUCUGUCAAAAGAAUAUCAACAUACUUGCAAAUCAACGGGGCUGAUGCUCUGGGAGUCUGCUCGGCUUAUGGCUUUUGUUCUUGACAGGAACCCGAGCAUUGUUUCCGCAAAACGGGUGCUGGAGCUCGGUUGUGGCUGCUCGGGAAUCUGCUCGAUGGUAGCCGCUCGAGCGGCUGAAAACAUCGCAACCAAUCUCCGGUCUCCAUUAACAGAAAAACUGAAAACAGGUGUACUAGAAUGGGGAAACGAAGAACAAAUCCAAGCCGUCCGGGGUUUUUCUGGAGAAGGGUUUGAUGUCAUCAUAGGAACAGACGUCACCUAUAUCCCUGACGCCAUUUUAAUGUUGUUUGAAACAGCAAGAAAACUGAUUUCGCAGAAAAAAUUCGGUGGAGAAGAUUCAGAAAAGCCGGCUUUGAUUCUAUGCCAUGUUUUCAGAAGGGUCGAUGAACCCUCUCUUAUAUCAGCAGCGUCUAAGUUUGGGUUUAAGCUAGUUGAUAGGUGGCAGGAAGCAUCGGAGACAUUCCUGCCUGCUCGGAACAUCAUCAGUCCUUGGUUCGCGCAUAAGGCUUCUCUCGAGGAGAUUCCGAGUUCCGCCCUUCAUAUCCUUUACUUUCAAAUGGAAUAAUCUUCCGAGAAAUGAUCAGAAAUCGCGGAUCAGGUGGCAAAUUCUUCGCAGCUCGGAUCUAGGGAUAUGCUCUUGAGAUCAAUCCAUCAAAAGGGUAAGUUUUGAGGAUGUAUGUUGGGUUACCAUACACAUGUUUAUGAUAAGAGUUGUUUGAGAGAUACACUUCAGUUAAGCAAAUUCUUUGGGCUUUGUACGUGUAUCACAAUUUAAAACUCGUAUUUGCAAUUUUCAUACUUUCCUCUC